CCAAAAGAGGAGGGUUCUACUGAGCGACAGUCUUUAACCCUACCCCAAGCAAACACUGUCCAUGAAGAAGGGAAAAUCGUCAGAGUCGCAGACAGUUCCUCUUCUGACAAUGAGGCCGGCAGAAGAACACGAAAAACCCUUCAAUUGCAAAAGGCAAUUGCAAUUGGUCACCACAUCACCCUUCAGACUCCCCGAUGAUUGGUUCGUUGAGGAAAAGCGUCGUCCCCUCAGCAACAUUUGCAACCCCGGAAAAAUCGACAGGUAUUACAUUGAGGCUGAUACGGGACUGAGGUUUCGUUCACUGCCUGCUGUACAGAGAUACCUAACUGAAGGGCAAACCGAAACAUUUACCAAGAGAUUAAAACCAGGCAGUGAAUGCCUUGUGAGUUCUAGGAUCCAAAAAGUGGUCAAUCCAAAACAUAAGCAAAUUACACCAUGCACCACCAGGAAAACUUCUUCAUCCUUUAAACUACCUGAUGGUUGGGAAAUUGAGGAAAAGCCACGAAGGAAGUCUCGUGUCAUAGACAAGACUUAUAUCGAGCCAGUUACUGGAAGGCAGUUCCGUUCUCUAGUAGCAGUUGAGAGAUACCUAACAGAAGCAAAUGAAGAAGUUCCACUCAAGGCAUUGAUGCCUGCCACCAAGUCUAGUAUAUCGAGUGGCUCUUGCCAUCAGAAGACAAAAAGUUUGGCUGAAAGCGAGCCCCAGAAUGUUGGUUCUAGUUCUCUGAAAAGAAAUAUUUCCGGUGAGAAUGAUAGACCCUCCGAGCUCAAUUUUGGUAGGCCACCGGCAAAAGUUAAAUGGGUCCUCCGUUGUCCUGGAGGGAAUAUGUGGAAUCCCAUUGUUGACGAUUCUAAGGUCCCAGAUUCUGUAAAGCAGAGUUGGUCCGAGAGUUUGAAAUCAUCUCUCUCUGGUGGAAAUAUUAGUGCACCAAUUCUAUAAGUUAUAGCUGUUCUGCUAAGUGGAACUUCUGUAUCAUUUUGUUUGUUUAUUUAAUUCAGAUGCUAGUCCCCAAAGUUUUGAGGGAUCCUUUUU
Messenger RNA from Pyrus x bretschneideri (Chinese white pear), 1033 nucleotides. RefSeq names its product methyl-CpG-binding domain-containing protein 7-like. Gene Ontology annotation, molecular function: DNA binding. The record is from RefSeq and is a predicted model, not a curated record. Bases 62 to 940 code for a protein of 292 amino acids. The transcript has 5 exons. NCBI's taxonomy places the organism in Eukaryota, Viridiplantae, Streptophyta, Magnoliopsida, Rosales, Rosaceae.